GUCCGGCCCCGAGCGCGCCCGCCUCUGCCCGGGCCGGCGGCCCUGCGCGCCGCCAUGGAGCGCAUAGAGGGGGCGGCCGUGGGCCGCUGCGCAGCCUCACCCUACCUACGGCCGCUCACGCUGCACUACCGCCAGCUCCUGGCCUCUGAUGGGCCCAGGCUGUGAGCCGGUCUCCCUGGAAGGACCUGGUGCAGCGGGUCUGCCUGGCCUGCUCAGCUCCUUGGAGCACGUCCACCCAUGCUGGCCGCCCCUCGGCCCACCUGACCGCUGCCCUACCUCUUUCAGAAUGGUAUGCAGAAGUCAUGGGACUUCAUGAAGACACAUGACAGUGUGACCAUUCUCAUGUUCAACGCCUCUCAGCGGAGCCUGGUGCUGGUGAAGCAGUUCCGGCCAGCUGUGUACAUGGAUGAGGUGGAGCGCCACUUUCCAGGGUCCCUGGCAGCUGUGGACCAGGACAGGCCCCGAGAGCUGCCAGCCGCCCUGCCUGGCUCAGCAGGGGUGACGUACGAGCUGUGCGCUGGCCUGGUGGACCAACCCGGGCUCUCACUGGAGGAGGUGGCCUGCAAGGAGGCCUGGGAGGAGUGUGGCUACCAGUUGGCCCCCUCUGACCUGCGGCGUGUUGCCACAUACAAGUCUGGUGUGGGACUGAUGGGCUCCAACCAGACCAUGUUCUACGCAGAGGUGACCAAUGCCCAGCGAGGCGGUGCAGGCGGGGGCCUGGCGGAGGAGGGCGAGCUCAUCGAGGUCGUGCACCUGCCCCUGGGUGAUGCCCAGGCCUUCGCAGGUGACCCAGAUAUCCCCAAGACCCUUGGCGUCAUCUUCGGCAUCUCGUGGUUCUUCAGCUGUGUGGCUCCUGACCUGGGUCCCCACUGAGACCCCAGGGGGUCUGGACAGAGGCCCGUCCUGGCCACCCACCCUGUGGACCCAAUAAAGGCUUGUGGAGCUCUG
This is a messenger RNA of Manis pentadactyla (Chinese pangolin), 948 nucleotides long. RefSeq names its product nudix hydrolase 14 (gene NUDT14). The record is from RefSeq and is a predicted model, not a curated record. Gene Ontology annotation, molecular function: metal ion binding; UDP-sugar diphosphatase activity. The transcript is spliced from 5 exons. Gene Ontology annotation, biological process: nucleoside phosphate metabolic process; ribose phosphate metabolic process. Lineage: Eukaryota; Metazoa; Chordata; Mammalia; Pholidota; Manidae. The coding region runs from base 292 to 873 and encodes 193 amino acids.